CUUGAAUGGAGAGGAUUUUAGCACCUAGGGCUGAGCCAAUAAACCUCUGCCAUCCCCAUCCCAGUGGGAACUGUUUGCACACGCUCCAGGAGCUGCUUAAAGCAGGCGGGAGAUGGAGAGUGAAUAGGAGCAAGGAUGAUGGGGGAAGAACCCCCUUCACCUGGUGAGCCCGUGAGCAGAUAGAUCCCUAUAGCACUGCCAGGGGGGCAGCAGUGGGGAAGGUGCCCCAGAAGAUGCUCUGUCCUGCACAGCCUGGGGCUGGCAGCGCUCCUCCAGCUCAGCAUCCCUGAGGUCCAUCCCAGUGACACGGCGGGACCAUGGAGACGUCCAUUCCCGAGGGAGGGAUCACAGCACUUCUCCUCUGCUGCUGUCUGCUCAGCUCUGCGUGGGCUCUGGUGGACCCCGACGAUGUUCUCACAAAGGAAGAGCAGAUCUACCUCCUGGUGGAAGCCAAGGAGAGAUGUCAGAGGGACAUAAAAGCCCAGCUGGAGAUGAUCCAAGACACCAGCUGCCUUCCUGAGUGGGAUGGGAUCAUCUGCUGGCCAAAGGGCUCCCCCAGCCAGGAGGUGUCGGUGCCCUGCCCUGACUACAUCUAUGACUUCAACCAUCGAGGUCGUGCCCACCGGUACUGCAGCUCCUCGGGGACCUGGGCCGUGGCUCUCAGCAUCAACAAGACCUGGGCCAACUACACCGAGUGCGCUCUGCUCUUCUCCUCCGAGAGCCGGAGCCGUGAGAAGGUGACUUCGCUCCCUGGGAAUAGGGCUUGGGAGUGUUCAAGGCCAGGUUGGAUGGGGCUCGGAGCAGGCUGCCCUAGUGUGAGGUGUCCCUGCCCGUGGAACUGGAUGAGCUUUAAGGUGCCUUCCGCCCCAAACCAUGCCAUGGUUCUGUGGUUCCAGGAGGUGUUUGACCGCCUGCACCUGAUGUACACCAUCGGCUACUCCAUCUCCCUGGCCUCCCUCAUUGUCGCUGUCUGCAUCCUCUUGUACUUCAAGCGCCUGCACUGCACACGCAACUACAUCCACGUCCACCUCUUCACCUCCUUCAUCUGCCGGGCGGUGAGCAUCUUCGUGAAGGACACGGUGCUCUACUCGGGCACCCUGGCCACGGAGAUGGAGAGGAUGCGGGAGGAGGACUUCAGGGCAGAAAUGGGUCCUUCACCAGGACAUCGGAGCCAGCUGGUGGGCUGCAAGGUGGCAGUGACUCUCUUCCUCUAUUUUCUGGCCACCAACCACUACUGGAUCCUGGUGGAAGGGCUCUACCUGCAUAGCCUGAUCUUCAUGGCCUUCCUCUCCAACAAGAGCUACCUGUGGGUCCUCAUCAUCAUCGGCUGGGGUCUCCCUGCUGUGUUCGUGUCCAUCUGGGCCAGUGUCAGGGCCUCCCUGGCUGAUACACAGUGCUGGGAUCUCAGUGCAGGGAACAUGAAGUGGAUUUAUCAGGUCCCCAUUUUGGCUGCCAUUGUGGUGAACUUCUUCCUCUUCCUCAACAUCGUCCGGGUUCUGGCCUCCAAGCUCUGGGAGACGCACGCGGGGAAGCCGGACCCCCGGCAGCAGUACAGGAAGCUGCUCAAGUCCACGCUGGUGCUGAUGCCGCUUUUCGGAGUCCAUUACGUGGUGUUCAUGGCCAUGCCCUACACCGAAGUCUCCGGGGUCCUGUGGCAGAUCCAGAUGCAUUACGAGAUGCUCUUUAACUCCUCUCAGGGUUUCUUUGUGGCUUUUAUCUACUGCUUUUGUAAUGGGGAGGUGCAGGCAGAGAUCAAGAAAGCCCAUUUUCGGAGGAGCCUGGCGCUGGACUUCAAGCAGAAGGCUCGUGCCACCAGCACAGUGGGGAGCUACUGCUAUGGGGGGCUGAGCUCCCACCCCACCACCAGCUUCAGCACCAGCCUGGGGGGGCGAGGAGCAGGGAGCACCCAGCAGCGGGGGCUGCUGCUGCCGGCCCGGGCCAGCCUCCCGGGCUGUGUCCCCAGCUCCUUUGCCUCCGAUAACUUUGUGCCCUGUGGGACCCAGGAGAUGAGCCAGAGACCUGGGGGGGGAACCACAGGGGAUCCAACAGACCUGGAUCAGGGUCACCCCAACCUCAACAAAGAGCUGGAGACGAUGCUGUGAAGCGAAUGGGGGGUUUCCCUUCUGGGCAUCCAGCUGGGACUGGGAAGAUGCUGAUCCUCACACUUUCAUGCUUGCACAGAGCUGAGAUAGGGAACAAUCCAGUUCCCUUCCCUCACAGGCAGUGUGCAAAGGGACCAUGUGGCUCUUUCUACCUACCUGGUCUAUAAAGGAGUAGCCGGUUCCAAACCUCAUUUCCUUCCACACACCAGUGACUGAUGUACGUGAUGUCUGUGCAUGCAAAGCCUUGAAUCACCCCCAGGAAAUACCUCAAUGGUCCAGAUGGUGAUUUCAGCUCCAGUGUGUAUAAAGCUGAUUCAACAAGCCCAUAGUCUGACUCCCCAGUGUAGCAUCUAGAUCGUACAGCCUGGUGCUGUGUAGAGCUGUUCUGCAGCUCAUCCUGCCCUUAACCGCAUCCUUGUGCAGCUCACAGCUGUGGUAAAGCAGGAACAGGGAGCAUGAGGAUGCUGCAGCAGAUCCCAGCAUCCACUGGGAUCAAUGGGCUCAGGCACCAGGCCAAGCUGCAUGGGCUGGGAUGGGCACAGGGCAAUGCUGGGUCCACCCUUGUCUUUCCAGCACCAUCAUCCAUGAGCACAUGGGCUACUGCAUGCGAAAGGCUCAGCCCUCUGCUCUUGAAAGUGAAUGAAGACAUGGUCUGUGUGGCUUGUUCCCAUCCCUGAACUCCAUCAGGUACUCGGUGGUUGCUGGAGGGCAGUGGAGGGUGCCAAGGGCUGGAAGCACAUCCAUGGUGGCAGCAGCCAGA
Molecule: messenger RNA, 2862 nt
Organism: Neopsephotus bourkii (Bourke's parrot)
Lineage: Eukaryota; Metazoa; Chordata; Aves; Psittaciformes; Psittacidae
Product: parathyroid hormone/parathyroid hormone-related peptide receptor-like
Exons: 12
Coding region: 318-2102 (594 amino acids)
Biological process (GO): adenylate cyclase-modulating G protein-coupled receptor signaling pathway; cell surface receptor signaling pathway
Cellular component (GO): plasma membrane
Molecular function (GO): parathyroid hormone receptor activity; G protein-coupled peptide receptor activity; peptide hormone binding
Source: RefSeq, a predicted model, not a curated record